This is a messenger RNA of Octopus sinensis (East Asian common octopus), 599 nucleotides long. RefSeq names its product 39S ribosomal protein L40, mitochondrial-like. Lineage: Eukaryota; Metazoa; Mollusca; Cephalopoda; Octopoda; Octopodidae. The record is from RefSeq and is a predicted model, not a curated record. Bases 1 to 567 code for a protein of 188 amino acids. Gene Ontology annotation, cellular component: mitochondrial ribosome; mitochondrial large ribosomal subunit. The transcript has 2 exons.
AUGCUAUUGGACGAAACCAGUGGAGGGGUCUCCACCCAACUUGAUGCAGCCUACCUCGACAUUUCCAAUUCGAAAUAUCCCAGUUCUGAGCCUAUCAAAAAAAAGAAACGUCUUGACCCUGAAAUCCAGCGAGAACGAGACAUUCGGACACGUAAGAAAUUGGACAGAGAAAUCCGCCGUCUUUCUCGUGUCACUAACCAACUAAAACCAAUAAUUGAAGAACAGCCUGACCUUAAACUUAUAUCCGAGAUCCCCCUCCGAAAGCGACUCACGGAUUGUUCUCCUGACCCAGACGAGUUGCAAUUCGAAACAAUAGUCUAUUCAAAAUUAAGAAGACGUGACAAAAAAGAACAAAGGGAUGCCUUUCAAAGAGCAGUCAAGUGUGAGAAAGAGGCAUUGAUAGAACUGAGCAAAACUUGUGAGUGGCUGUAUAAGAAUGCGUUAAAGAUUGACAAGAGUUUGAUUCCUCUGAGUGUGGAUGGUCCAUCAAUCACUCCCCAAAUAAGGGACUACUCUCCCUUGGACGGGGAAUACAUUGAAACGACAAAUCUGUUUAUUGACGAUUGAUUAUAAAUAUUAUUUAAUCACUGUUUCCAUUA